GGGGCCAGGUCGCCACCGCCCGCAGGUUGCGGGAGGGGAGGAGGGCGAGGAGAAGGGCGGGAGGCGCGGGAGAGGGGGAGGGAGGGAGGCGGGGAGGGGACGGCAAUCCGAGGAGGGGGAGGAGGAGGAGAGAGCAGCCUCCCGCAGCUGGCGAGGAGAAUGGGCGUGCGGGGCGCCAGACCGCCGCGGGGUGUCACGGCCGCGGCCGAGCUUGCCGGGCGCGGGGCCGGCGCCCGCCGCUUUUAAACCCGGGCGGGCGCGGCGGAGGCGGCGGCGGCGGGCGGAUCGCGGCGCGCGCUGGGCGCCGGGCGGCGGCCGGAUGGAGAGGAAGGGCUCGGCGGCCGCGGCCAAGGGGAACCCGAGCCCGCCCGCGGCCGGCGAGGCGCAGCGGCCGCCGCCGCCACUGUGCGUCCCGGGCGGCGGCGGCGGGGUCCCGGCGCGCGGCCAGGCUGGGGCGGCGGCCGAGCCCGCCGAGUUCAUCCGGCGGGCGCACGAGUUCAAGAGCCAAGGUGCGCAGUGCUACAAGGACAAGAAAUUCCGCGAAGCCAUCGGCAAAUACCACCGGGCGUUAUUGGAGCUGAAGGGGCUGCUGCCGGCGCCGGGGGAGCAGGAGCGGGACUCGCGCGCGGCCUCCCCGCCCGGGGCCCCCAACCCCGGCCGCCUCUCGGAGGAGCAGAGCAAGACGGUGGAAGCCAUCGAGAUCGACUGCUACAACAGCCUGGCAGCCUGCCUGCUCCAGGCUGAGCUGGUGAACUACGAGCGAGUCAAGGAAUAUUGCCUCAAAGUCCUGAAGAAGGAAGGAGAGAACUUCAAGGCUCUUUACCGGUCUGGUGUAGCCUUCUACCAUCUUGGAGACUAUGACAAAGCACUCUACUAUUUGAAAGAAGCAAGGACCCGACAGCCAACAGACACCAACGUGAUUCGGUACAUCCAGCUGACGGAGAUGAAGCUCAGCCGAUUCUCCCAGAGAGAGAAGGAAGCCAUGUGACAGCUGCAGCCGCCCCCGAGGACGGACUUCCAGGCAGCCCCCCGGGCGAAGGGCCCCUCCUGGGUUUUGCUCCCUUCUCCCCACGUCUGCCGGCUCCCCCUUUCUUCCUCUGGCUGCCCCUCAGCAAUCCGUCUGCUCCCAGUGGGAAAGGAAGGAGAGGCAUAUUUGGAACCUGGCGGGUUGCCUGCCAUGGAGACACCCCUUCUCUAGCAGGUCCACUACUGAGAGGGACCUCACUUCUGCGGGGACAGCUGGAGAGGACUCUUCCAGGGCCCAGAACGCUGAUGCAGCAGUGACUUCAGCCAGUGCUCCUGACAGAGGCAGAGCCUGGUAGAUGUGCCGUCGCAGGCACGGAGCCCACGGGCUGGACCCCUGCACACUUUCCGGACAGACCAGAGCAUCUCAAGGCAACCGUGACCAAUCCAGGGAAGAGACAAACGCCAGAAGCAUCAGGUUAAGCCAACAGACCGUGCAUUUGUACCCUGGGUUCCCCCCCACCCCCACGCAGCCACCUCAGCCCCUGCCUCCCUCCCUCCACUUGUUGUCUUGGCCUGGCUUUCUUCUCUCCCCCUCGGGGAUCUCUGAGACUGCCAGGAUUCACAAGCCUCUGAAACCCACUCUCAGUGCCCUCGGGUGACCACACAUACCAUUCUCCCAUACUCCCGCCCAGCAGGCAGCUGUGACAGCAGAGGGACAGGGUGAGGAGGGCCCCAGGCUGAGUAGGUGAUGGAGGGGAGGGGAGAUGACCUCUAGGGGAAGUAGCAUUGUCUAGCCUGCAGCAUCGAACUGUGGACUCAGUAAGUGUAAAUAAAAAUAAAUUAACAGGCAACAGCUCCUGUCAUUUCUGUUGGAAGCAGCCCACUCCCUCGCUGUCACUCCCUCCCCCAACUCUGAGUCAGAGCUACUUACAGCUUCCCCCAAAGCGAGGGCCCAUUUGUCCAGGGGUAAACAAUGUUGGCUGCCGCCUCUGUGCGUUGGAGUGGGCUGGCCUUGCGGAGACUAGCCAGGGACUUGGCCUUGUGGGAACUUGUAGAGCCUCCUUUUGAUGAAAUUAUCUGGACUCAAUAUCUAGCACAUAGAAUGUGUUCAACAAAUAUUUGUUGAAUGAAUAAAUUAUGACUGCAGACUGGCUCUCCUGCCUUAAACUAAUUUUAGCCCAGCCUAGUCUCCUGAUAUCUAUGCUCUUUAUGCUCUGCCGUGUUGCUUUAGUCAAAUAAGAAACAUUUACUGAGGGCUUAUCGUUUGCCGAUCAUUGUGCAAUAUGCCGUGGGACGGAGGACAUCGUCCUGGUCUUGAAGGGGAUGGAAGAGUUGAGAAAUACUCGUAUGAGAUUACCACCAAUGACACCUUUAAUUUCUAUGAUGCUUUAAAUUUUUCAAAGCACUUUCGUGUAUUUUUUGUGUGAUUAGUGAGACAAGAUUGUACAAAUUAAAAUAUAUACAAAUGCAAUAAUGUUAAUAGUUAGCAUUUAUUAAAUGCACUAUCCUCAGACACUUACACGUAUAAUCUCAUUUCUUUCCUGCAAUUACCCUCUGAGAUACUAUUUCCAUUAGGUGGGUAAGGAAACUUAAAAUCCAGAAAUAUUCCCUCCCCCAAGGUGAUAGGACCUUAAGUGACGUGGCUAGGAUCUGAACCAGGUCUGUCUGACCCAGAGCUCUAAAUGCUAACUACCCUAGUUAGCUGCUCUCUACGAAGUAGUCUAUUGAGCUGUUACGACCAUUAGGGAGUAGGACAGUGCGUAUUCCGUUGAAAAGCCUUACUAGGCCAAUAAUGGUAUAUGGGCUGCCUCUGUAUUUAGCCCAAGGUUUAAAAAGGUCCCUAACGCCAACUCCUUAGUGGUCAAGGCAGUGACAGGCCAGAAAAGACAGCUGAGACCUAGCAGUUACUUCUGUGUAUGAUUCAUUGUACUUUCUGAUGUCAGCGCAUAUCCAAACCCACCCUCUAUUUCCCCAGCCUUGGGGAAGCUUCACAAUUAUAGGUAGAGAUCGAAAGGAAACACAAAGUAAAUUAUGGGUUCUUUGUGCAAUCAGAGACUCCACCCCACCCCUGCAGGAUCCAAUCACUGCUGAGAGGCCCAGAAGCCAGCAGUCCAGGUUAUAGUCCCAUAGCUGCUGAAAGGCUUCCAACAGGGGUGUUAAGAAGGUGCUAGAAAUACCCAGGGGCCCCGCAGUUGCCUGUCUAUAGCUCACUUCUGGGGAAGAGGAAAAGGAAAAUGCUGGUAUCGCUGCCACAUUCUCCCCUCACUCCCCACCAGAUCCUUCCCUCUGCCCUUUUCUUCCAGAACGGGUUCACAUUUACCCAACUCAGAACCAUCCUGCGUCAGACACAGCAUAGGCAUAUGUGCAAGUCUCCCCCGUUCCCAAGCCUCCAGCCCAGGAAGCUUGCGAGUUGGCAAACUGCUUGCCAGGGUCUGAAGGAUGCGGGUGAGUUCAGAGGGGGGAGGCAGAACGGGUUCAAACCAGCAGGGUCUUCCUUUCGUCUUCAUGCCAUCAGGAAGGGCUCGGACUAACUAUCCCCAAACCAGAGCAGGAGAGAGGUCUUGCCUCAAUGAGUAAGUUGGGGCAGAGCUGGACAGAGGGGGAUAAGAUCGUCGCCAUCCUUCUAAAGAGGAAGGUGGAAACCCAGAACUAGAUGAGCACAGCCCUGGGCACAGAUUCCCUGCUGUCUGGUGGUUUGCGUACACUUGCUUACUGGAAUCCGUUCAACUGUGACCCAAUGUUAAGUGAUUCCCAAAGUAAAAAUUUGCCUGGGAGUGUUGUCCGAUGUUUGGGGUGGAGGGUGAAAUUGCCGUGCAUUUUGUCCAACAAAAAUUUCAGAAAGCUGUUAAGCAAGAUCAGGUCUAUUCACCUUAGACGACCUUCAGCUUCCUGCCCCCCCAUCCCUCCUCAAAACACGAACUGUGAUUUCAUGACACCCUUUGUUUGCAGACGUCACUGCUGACCUGGAGCACUAAUCCUGGAUCUGACCUGCUGUGUCAUCUCCUGCUUGGACUUUUGUGAUAGACUCUUCGGGGAAAAAAAUUAUACUUUUCUUGUUAUUGUUAUGAAAGCCUCACAUGUGUACUGUAGAAAUUUAGCGGGGGGUGGGGGGUGGGGAGACAAACUCCAACCCGUCAUCCUACCACCCAAGACAAACAUCACUGGCUUUUAGACUUCUCUUUCAGUUCUUUGGGGGUAUAAAUGUUCACAUGCACAUGCAGGGCUUGUUUUGUUUUGUUUUGUUUUUAACAAAAACUGGAUUACACUGUAAAUACUCUUUAGUAACUUACUUUUCAAAAUGUGUAUUUAUAUUUUAGAAUAUGUAAGACACACACAGGUGAGAACUCAGUCUCCUUCCCACCCUGUCUGCCAGCAUCUAGUUUCCCUCCAAAUACUUGUACUGUAUAUCCUUUCAGAAACAUUGAUGCAUUUUCGAAUAUAUGUGUAUAUCCUUUUGUCACAAAUGGUAGCAUAUCAGACACACCUUUUUGCCUCUUGUGCUAUUUCACUUAACUCGAUCAUGAGCGAAACGUUUUGUGUGGGUGUCACUCGGACUUUUUCAACAGCAUCUUCAUUAUGUGGAUGGACUCUCACUUGGUAGCCUGACUCUUUACACGAAUUGUUUCAUUUGUUCCCAUUCUUUAUUGUAAAUAAUGUUGCAGCAGACAUUCCUGUUGCUAAAGUUUGCACACACCUAUGGCUAUUUCCUUGGGAUAAAAUCCAAGAAGGAAAUUGCUUGGCUCUCUUUAAGAAUUUUGAUAUAUGUUGCCAACUGCCCUGAGAAGAGUUUGUACUAAACUUCGCCCCUUCCUGUUUGCAGGCUUGAGAUUGCCCUGUUCCCUACAACCUCACUAACGGUGGAUAUAGUCACUUACCAAACCUUUACCAGUCCGGUAGGGAAAUAAUAGUAUGUCAGUGUCACUGGAACUCAUACUUCUUUGAUUAUGAGUGAAUAACCUCUUCAAAUGCCUAUUGACCCUUUGUACUUGUUUCCUUGUGAUUUUCUGUUUAUUUGAUAUUGGUAUGUUUACCUUUAUUCCCAAUAUGUAAUUUUAUUAAGAAUAUUAGUUUUGUCAAGAAACAUUGCAAAUAUGCUUUCCAAGUGCUUUGCUUUUGAAUUUUGUUUAUGGUGCUUUUUGACACACAUAAAUUCUUAAUUCUGCAAUUAAUCUGGA
Molecule: messenger RNA, 5141 nt
Organism: Lutra lutra (Eurasian river otter)
Lineage: Eukaryota; Metazoa; Chordata; Mammalia; Carnivora; Mustelidae
Gene: TTC9
Product: tetratricopeptide repeat domain 9
Exons: 3
Coding region: 320-988 (222 amino acids)
Molecular function (GO): protein binding
Source: RefSeq, a predicted model, not a curated record